Molecule: messenger RNA, 2824 nt
Organism: Pomacea canaliculata
Lineage: Eukaryota; Metazoa; Mollusca; Gastropoda; Architaenioglossa; Ampullariidae
Exons: 2
Coding region: 381-1847 (488 amino acids)
Molecular function (GO): oxidoreductase activity
Source: RefSeq, a predicted model, not a curated record
UAGUUUUAUCACGUUGCACUUGUACAGACAGUUCUAGAGUGUCGUAGACAGAUGAAAGUGGAAAUGAUCAAUGUCGUGACCUCACGACCCAGUGCAGAGAGACGGCGCCCACCAUUUAGUCUGUACACACCAACGCUGCUGUGCGAGUUUUGCAUGCUAAUUUAUUUAUUUUGAUGCCGCACUUUCUUUGCUUUGCUUUGAAUAUUAUAAUUGUGAAUGAAACAACAUAGCAACGAACGUUGUGUACAAACAAAAUGGCGGAUCGUAUCGAAAUGCUUUUCGCUUGAAGUCAAGAGCAACUUUAGUGUUUAGAUGAUGUUGAAAGAAAAAUAAUUGCAUGUAUAUAUCUUUUCGUGACUGAAAACAGAAAAGAAGUCAUCAUGCUCAAUCCUCGUAGAGUUCUAAUUGUGGGAGCAGGAGCUGCGGGAACUGCUGCAGCUUAUUCAUUGUCGCGCGACAAGACGUUCGCUGUCGAGGUAUGGGAGAAGGCGCAAGUAGCCGGGGGUGCAGCUUCAUCUCAUGAUAUAUCUGAGAACAUUUUCAUCAAUGAUGGUGUGCAAGGUGGAUGUCCCACCUACCGAAAUACUAUCAACUUGAUGGAAACAUUUGGCUUUGAAACAACACCUGUUAACAUGAUGAUUUCCUUUGGCAAAGGAAAAACUGCUUGGACAAACUACUCAACAACUGACUUAGUCCGACGUCUUGCUCCAGAAAUUAGGCGCUUUGGAAGGACAUUAGAAAUAAUUAAUAAAUGGGCUGUGUUCUUUAUCUUUAUGCCUAUUGCUCUUGUACUUCGCUUGUUUCGAUACUCUGAUGAGUUCAGAAAUUGUAUGGUUUUCCCACUGACAGCGCUUUUCUUUGGUACAGGAAACAAGACAUCUCGCGUUUCUGCUGCUAUCAUGGCACGCGUGUUUUUGGACAAAGACCUCCGACUUUUUGACUAUGACCCCAAGCUCUUUCUAAGCCAGACACCUGAGAUGUUUGCAUUUCCCAGGCUGGACGAAAUGUACGAGACCAUCAUUAGAAAAUGUGGUGUUGAUUUUUAUGGUGGUCGAGCAGUUAAGUCUGUCCGUAGAAAGAACUCUUUGGUGUAUGUGACUGAUGAGUACGACGUGGUAGAUAUUUAUGAUUAUAUCAUCUUUGCAUGUGAUGCAGAGACAGUACUUAGUGUUCUUAAGGGCCCUUCACACAUGGAACGCAGAGUUCUGGGGAAUGUGAAGUACUACAAUGAUCUCAUAGUAACUCAUGAAGAUAAGGAGUACAUGGACAGGUAUUAUGAAGUUCAUCUUGAUAAAGACCAGUACUUUGUUCGCACUUAUGACUGGAACCCAGAGAAAAUUGAGAUGUCAUUCAACCUCUCCAACUACCAGCCUCAGCUUAAGAGAUCUAGGAGAAAUGUGUUCCAGACUAUUUUUCUUAAUGAUAAACUGUCCGCUGCUUGGACUGAGAGAGAGAUUCGCAGGAGCAAAGUGCUGCUGACAAAAUGGUGGCGACAGUUCUCACAUAGCUGGAGUCAUUUUGCGUUCACAGUGCCUUUUAUGCGUUACCUGCAGGGUCAGCGGCGAACAUACUAUUGUGGUGCCUACACCCUCAUCAACACGCAUGAAAUAGCCAUCAUCUCAGGAUUUGCAGCUGCUGCACGCGUGGGUGCUGCCUACCCGUUUCCACAAGACAAAUUGGCAGCCAGCCAAUUUGAACGCUACAUGCUGAUAGUUCAUGGCCGGCCUUCUCGGUGGGGUUUCAACAAAGAAUCUGUCAUUGCAAUUUGCCUGAAACCACUAAUGAGUGCCUUUGCCAUUUUAGCCAUGUUCAUCAGAUUCAUUAGAUACAUCAUGCGUUACAAAUAAUGCAUUUUAAGGAAAAGCAGUUCUUAGUGCAAGACACCUUAAGAGAUCUGAUGUCACUUAUUUUUAAUACUUUUUGUUUUUUUAUUCAGUAGUCACUGGUUAUCAUUAUUUCAAUAACUGUUCUUCAUUGACUGAUAGGGGCUUAUGAAAGAUGAGUGGUCAUCAUCUGACUACUUGAAGAAUGGAUUCAGUACAAGACUGAGCUGUUUAUACCAGGGUGACAAGAGGUCAUUUAGAUACUACUUAUUAAUAUUUGCUCGGACCUCGAUAACUAAACAUCAAAUAAUGGCAUUUAUUUCUGCUCAAUGUUUGAAAAUAUAUAUGAAAUAUGAAAAUAUUUUGACAUUUUUAUCUCUGCUAGUUACAGUAAUUAACAUAUUAUAAAGUUUGGGUCUAUUUUGUCCCCUGUUAAGCAUAUUUACAAUAGCUCUGUUUCAUUUUGAUGCAUUAAAAUCUCUUUGUGAUUCAUGUUAUAAUACUGUUGCUACAAAACAUGUAAUGUAGUUGUACUUAUUUUCAGCAUGCCAUUCCUUAUAGUCGUUUUAACAGCUAUUCCAGUGAUGGCAGGAUUGGAUGAGUUAGAUACAUAUAUGAUACAAAUUGAAUGCUGAAGUUAACUUCUUUGCAUUCUACUUGACUUGAACAUAAUGAGAGAGAAAAUAUAUCUAUAAAUCAUGCUAUUUGUUGCCAUUUUGUUGUGAUGCUAAAUGUUGAACUUUUGUGUAAAUACUGAUCUUGUGAUGCCUCUUUAAAAGUCAUGUAUUUUGAUUGAUCUGCAUGCACAGAUCAUGCGACUAAUUUCUCAAAUGAGAUGUUGAAGUUGUACAUCACCCAUUCCAUUCUCUCAUACAGUAAAUCUAGUUGUGAGAUUUUUUUUUUUUAUACAUCCAUAACAAAAAUCUAUUGUUAAAGGGGAUCAAGUAUGUGUAGGCGAAAAAUUUUACAAUUUUGGACAAAUAAAAAUGUGCAUUGAAUUA